Propithecus coquereli (Coquerel's sifaka) is the source of this 2103-nucleotide messenger RNA. RefSeq names its product Leber congenital amaurosis 5 (gene LCA5). The transcript has 7 exons. Gene Ontology annotation, cellular component: axoneme. The record is from RefSeq and is a predicted model, not a curated record. Gene Ontology annotation, biological process: intraciliary transport. NCBI's taxonomy places the organism in Eukaryota, Metazoa, Chordata, Mammalia, Primates, Indriidae. The coding region runs from base 1 to 2103 and encodes 700 amino acids.
AUGGGGGAAAAAGCAAGAAGUCCAGGUACUGAUCAAGAAAGAAAGGCAGGCAAACAGCAUUAUUCUUACUAUUCUUCUGAUUUUGGAACUACACCGCAGUCCUCUGGCCGAUCAUCGCUGGUCGAUUCUUCUCCCCCUACGAGUAUUAGGGGAAAAAGUCCUAAAAGACAGACUUCAGAUAGCCAAGUGUAUCACCAAGCCCCUAGGAAACCAAGCCCUAAGGGUCUACCGAACAGAAAGGGAGUCAGAGUGGGAUUUCGCUCCCAGAGCCUCAAUAGAGAGCCACUUCGGAAAGAUACUGAUUUUGUUACAAAACGGGUUCUUUCUGCAAGACUGCUAAAAAUCAAUGAAUUGCAGAAUGAAGUAUCUGAACUCCAGGUCAAGUUAGCUGAGCUGCUAAAAGAAAAUAAAUCUUUGAAAAGGCUUCAGUACAGACAGGAGAAAGCCCUGAAUAAGUAUGAAGAUGCAGAAAAUGAAAUCUCACAACUUAUAGUUCGCCAUAACAAUGAGAUUACAGCACUCAAAGAACGCUUAAGAAAAUCUCAAGAGAAAGAACGGGCAACCGAGAAAAGGGUGAAAGAUACAGAAAGUGAACUCUUUAGGACAAAAUUUUCCUUACAGAAACUGAAAAAGAUCUCUGAAGCCAGACAUCUACCUGAACGAGAUGAUUUGGCAAAGAAACUAGUUUCGGCAGAGUUAAAGUUAGAUGACACUGAGAGGAGGAUUAAGGAACUAUCGAAAAACCUUGAGCUGAGCACUAACAGUUUCCAACGACAGCUACUUGCUGAAAGGAAAAGGGCUUAUGAGGCUCAUGAUGAAAAUAAAGUUCUUCAAAAGGAGCUACAACAACUAUAUCACAAAUUAAAGGAAAAGGAGAGAGAACUGGAUAUAAAAAACAUAUAUUCUAAUCGUCUGCCGAAGUGCUCUCCAAAGAAGGAAAAAGACCUUACAUCAAGGAAAAAUGCUGCAUGCCAGAGUGAUUUUACAGACCUGUGUACAAAAGGAGUACAAACUGUUGAAGACUUAGAGGUGGAAGGAUUUCCUAUAACACCACAAACAAUUAUGUAUUAUGAAAACAAAUGGGAAGAACCAGAACGUCUUACUUUGGACCUGGAACCCCAAGAACAAGAUAACCAUGGAGAAGCAGGGAUGCUAAAUCCAACUGUGGAAAGAGAAGAAAAAUUCGUUAAAGAUCAAGGACUCCAUAUUGUAAAACAGGAGGUUGAGAAGCUGGAGGAUGAAUGGGAAAGAGAAGAACUUGAUAAAAAGCAAAAAGAAAAGACAUCUUUACUGGGGAGAGAAGAAAAGCCAGAGUUGGAAACUGGAAGGUAUCAAAUGGAAAUGUACCAAAUUCAAAAUAUUGAUAAAUUGCAAGAAGAGGAAGAAGAAAGACUGAAGAGGGAAAUGCUACUUGCUAAACUGAAUGAAAUCAGCAGAGAAGUCCAAGAUUCUCAGAAUCUAAAAUGUCCUCCUUUGCCGUUGCUACCUGAUUUGGAAUCAAAACUACACUCCCCAGACAGAAGCCCCAAAACAUACAUGUUCUCUGAGUCCUCUGAAAGAUUAUUUAAUGGGCAUCAUUUGCAAGAUAUUCGUUUUUUAACUCCAAAAGGAGAGGGUCAGAAUCCAGGAAAUAUUAGAAGUCCAGCUUCACCAGAUGAGUUUAUAUUUGGUAGCUAUGUGCCUUCAUUUGCAAAAACAUCAGAGAAAUCAAAUCUAUUUAGCCAUAAAAGUUGUGAUUUGGAUUUCCAAAAAAACCAUAUGGAAAAACUUAGUAAAGACAGUGUAGAUUUAAUUACAAGAAAAGAGAAAAAAGCUAAUCUGAUGGAACAGCUAUUUGGUGCCAGUGGCAGCAGCACCAUUUCUUCUAAAAGCAGUGACCCAAAUUCUCUGGCUGCCAGCAAAGGAGACUUUGACCCUCUAAGUUUUAUCCCUGGGGAUAAAAGCAGCAGGGGUAGAGACCAUGAUGAAGACGAAGACUUUUUCCUCAGUGAAGGAAGAAGUUUUAAUUCAAAUAGACACCGAUUAAAACAUGCAAACAAUAAACCAGCAGUAAAAUCAGUUGAUUCUGUAGAAGAUGAAAUUGAAGAAGUAGCACUGAGAUGA